AUGAUCUUGAAAAUCUGUUUGAAGGGCUGCAGUUUGUCAGAGAUCAGCUGUGAAGUUCUAGGCACAGCUCUGAAGAACAACCCGUCUAGACUGACAGAACUGGACCUGAGCAGGAACAUAAUCCAGGAUUCCGGAUUUCUUCAUCUGCGUGGUUUUCUGGAGAGUCCAGACUGCAGACUGCAGACUCUGAGGUUGGAGGACUCCAGUUUGUCAGAGAUCAGCUGUGAGGCUCUGGUUUCAGCUCUAAAGAACAACCCGUCCAGACUGACAGAACUGGACCUGAGCAGGAACAACCUGCAGGAUUCCGGAUUUCUUCAUCUGUGUGGUUUUCUGGAGAGUCCAGACUGCAGACUGCAGACUCUGAGGUUGAGGAGCUGCAGUUUGUCAGAGAUCGGCUGUGAGGCUUUGGGCUCAGCUAUGAAGAACAAACCAUCCAAUCUGACAGAACUGGACCUGAGCUACAAUAAGAACCUGGAGCAUUCAAGACUUCUUCACCUGUGUGGUUUUCUGGAGAGUGCAGAAUGCAGACUGCAGACUCUGAGGUUGGAGUACUGCCGUUUGUCAGAGAUCAGCUGUAAAGCUCUGGUCUCAACUUUGAAGAACAAUCCAUCCAAUCUGACAGAACUGGACCUGAGUGGGAACCACAUCCAGGAUUCAGGAUUUCUUCUUCUGUGUGGUUUUCUGGAGAGUCCAAACUGCAAACUACAGACUCUGAGGUUGGUGGACUGCAGUUUGUCGGAGAUCAGCUGUAAUGCUCUGGGCUCUGCUCUUAGGAGGAAACCAUUCAAUCUUAAAGAACUUGACCUGAGCUGGAACAAGAGGCUGCAGGAUUCAGGAGUUCGUCAUCUGUGUGGUUUUCUGGAGAGUCCAGACUGCAGACUGCAGACUCUGAGAUUGAAGAACUGCAGGUUUACACAAACCAGCUGUGCUGAUCUAAUCUCAGCUCUGAAGUCCAACACAUCCCACUUGAUCGAACUGGACCUGAGUCACAACAACCUGCAUUAUUUAGAUGUUCAGCAGAUCCAGGAUCUGGUGGAGAGUCCAAACUUCAAACUGCAGACUCUGAGGUGGUAGAAGUGAUGAGUCUGAUGUUCCUCUUGGGGAAGCAGAGAGGAGCAUCAUCAUCAGCAGCUUGUCUGCAGAGUUGUUGUUCCUGGAGGUGGAGAGCAGAGUGAUGGAGGAAUCAGAGGAAGUAGAGAUGAGUGUCAGAGCUGCAGCAUGAACUGAUCUGAGAUCAGCUCCACUGUCUCUCUCAGCAUCAAGUGGACAGUUAUUGUGCUGCAACUCCCCCGGUGGACUGAUGGAGAACUGCACUUCAUCUUCUCGUUCUAACUUGAAGUGUUGAUCUGAAACAUCAGUUGGAUUCAGAUGUUCAGCAGCUCCAGGAUCUGGAGAAACAGAGACUUGCAUACAAACAGAUUAUUUCCUAGAUCAUCGCUUUCUUCUUUCAUCUACAUUUGAUAAACAAAUGUGAGUUUGUUUGUAAACCAAUUAAGGAUCAUUGAUCAGACUGAACUUUCUGUCCAGAUCUUCAAACAUUUUCAAAGACUACCUCCAGCAGCUUGCUUAAGACAAGAAUGGAACCAAAACUUAACAAAACUCAGGACCUCAAUACUCAGAUGUCUUUACGCUUUUCUGAGAAAAAUUGACUCAUGCAGUUUGAAAGACACAGUUUUGGUUUAAUUGAUGUUUUCUACAAUUUUAUGACUGAACUUCCUUUUUCUUUUAUGUUUUCUGGGUAAAACUCUUGUGGUGUCAGGGUUUUAGGUGUAGUUUUUAAAGAAGUCCAAAACUAGCAGAAACCUUCUGAGCAUAAAGUCUGCUACAGAGGACAUGAAUGAACAGAGUUGAUGUUAGUGAGGAAUCACAGAGAAUCACUUUGAUGCAGCUGCUGCAACAACACUAACUGCAUUGAAGCAGGAGGGAGAAGGGAGACACCUGCUGGCUGUUUCCAGAACUGCAUCUUAGUGUCUAAAGGUUCAAACUGAAAGCUGUCUGUCAAAUUCCUGCAACCUGUUUGGAUCUAAUAAAUGCUCUUUUGAAUCAGCAAUGUGUUUAAGAUUGAUUUUGUCUUCAUUUUAAUAUACACUUGUGAUAUAGCGUGGCUGACUGAGAUUCAAUAAAACUAGCAUUGAAAUGA
Molecule: messenger RNA, 2140 nt
Organism: Oryzias melastigma (Indian medaka)
Lineage: Eukaryota; Metazoa; Chordata; Actinopteri; Beloniformes; Adrianichthyidae
Product: ribonuclease inhibitor
Exons: 8
Coding region: 1-1074 (357 amino acids)
Molecular function (GO): protein binding
Source: RefSeq, a predicted model, not a curated record